Molecule: messenger RNA, 1173 nt
Organism: Tuber aestivum (summer truffle)
Lineage: Eukaryota; Fungi; Ascomycota; Pezizomycetes; Pezizales; Tuberaceae
Source: the annotation of a GenBank genome assembly
AUCCAAAAAAAAAAAUCACAAAAAUGGGAAGGAAAUCUCUAGGGGUUACCAGAAAGGCCAGAAUCCCCGGGCACAUCACCAAAAUUUCCAUGACCCCCAACAAGUACUAUGAGCUUAAGGUUUACAUCAAGUCUGUCGUCGUCCCCGGCACUCCCGCUUUCGAGUUGAGGCGUCUGAGCCACGGAACAAGCAAGAACUCAUAUCACCUCUGGCUCCAUAAAACCCUUGAGGAUAUUGGGCCUAGGUUUUUCCCGAGCGGCACGAGGGGCCUGGCCUGGCCAGAUAAUUACGAUCAGUAUGUUUUUUACUUUCUCUAUUUGAUUCCAUCUUGUCCUAUCCAGUGAUUCUCAAGGACAUUAUGAUUGGCUAACCGUCCUAUGAUAUAAUAGGAUUUACAAGGCUGUCCAUCAGGUUGUGCGUGUCUUGAGCAUUGGGAUUAGGAAGAAUUAUUACAGGAGGGAGCCGAGAGCUGCUCAGAGGGGCAGUAGCGAUGAUGAGAUGGAGAUGGCACAAGAUGAGGAACUACACGAAGGGGAGGUUAGCGACGAUACUGAUAGUGAGGAGGAUGUUAUGGUGCUCAAUAAGGAUAGGACAUAUGUCCAAAGGGAGCAAGAAGAAGAAAAGAGGAUGGCGAUUCAGGCGGCUAGAGACCAGGAGAAUCAGGACGAUGAUACGGUGGAGGAGGGCAUGGAUGCGGAGCCUAUCGAGCUUGAAGACUUGCUCGGUUUGAUGAAGGUAUGACCCUGAGUACUCUCUGCUAUGGUUUCCCGUAUCUUUUAGAAUCUAACUGUCUACUAUAGCCCGAGGUGUUUGCCAAUUUCCCGAAUGUGGAUGAUGAGUAUUUCGAUUGGGAUGAAAUCUUGGACCCUAGUAGCCCAGAACCGGUGUGUUCUCUCGCUCACUUAGACCAUUCCUAUCUAUCACUGCAGAAUGUUGAGGCUAAAUAUUUGCGUCUAGAUUGCCCGCCUUCUCUUGUUGCUUUCUUAACUUAACAUCAAUACUGUUGCGCAUUCAUUCGAUACUUUAUGUGGCGCUUAUUUUAGUGGGGCGUGGGUAGGUCGGGGCUUGGAACUGUGCUUGUCUGAUUAUUCUGGACUGCAGAGGCUCGAAUAAAAAAAAAGUAAACAAACUGUUUCUGUAUUUCUAGCUGAAUCAAAUUCGAUUUUCACUUUC